Messenger RNA from Conger conger (European conger), 1848 nucleotides. It is a transcript of the gene coq3, whose product is annotated as coenzyme Q3 methyltransferase. Gene Ontology annotation, biological process: ubiquinone biosynthetic process. NCBI's taxonomy places the organism in Eukaryota, Metazoa, Chordata, Actinopteri, Anguilliformes, Congridae. The transcript is spliced from 6 exons. The record is from RefSeq and is a predicted model, not a curated record. Gene Ontology annotation, molecular function: 2-methoxy-6-polyprenyl-1,4-benzoquinol methyltransferase activity. The coding region runs from base 92 to 1189 and encodes 365 amino acids.
CGAGCACUUGUUUCAGCGCAAUGGCUCGGUCACAUUGACAGGGCUUACCUAGCUAGCUAGUUUGAAAAGCAGAGGUUUGUUUGGGGAAAUCAUGUACUCAGCAAAACGUAUAUAUUUGACGUGUCUUGGUGCUGGGGUGAAAUAUCAACAUCUGACAAAGUCUGUGGAAGUCGCUUCGACAAUCAUCUAUUCGCGGACCGUGUCCAGAUGGGUUACGGAAUAUGGACACCAUUCUCACAAACGGCAUGGGUUCUGGAGGAAUAUACACCAAAGUGUCAUGUCCCGUGCUAUGAGGCAUGCUAGCACGACUGUUGCUCGCGCCGCGCCCCAGUCCACAGUGGACCCCAGCGAAACCAAGAAAUUCCAGCUGCUCGCCGGCAAGUGGUGGGACGUGCAGGGUGAAUUCGCCCCCCUCCACUCCAUGAACGAUCUCAGAGUCCCCUUCAUACGGUGCGUGCUUGAGGACAAUCUGCUGAAUAUGCACGGAGGCCGACAGUGGGGCGGACCCCUCUCUGGGCUCAGGAUACUGGACGUGGGCUGUGGAGGUGGAGUGCUCACAGAGCCGCUGGGCAGACUUGGCGCAGAUGUGCUAGGGAUCGACCCUGUAGAGGACAGCAUUCGGAUGGCGGAGCUGCAUGGGUCGUUUGAUCCAGCCCUGAUGGAGCGCGUUCAGUACCGGGCGUGCACUCUGGAGGAGCUGUCUGAGGAGGAGGCCGAAGGAUUUGACGCUGUUGUGGCCUCCGAGGUGGUGGAACACCUGGCUGACUUGGACACCUUCGCCUGUUCCUGUCACCAAGUGCUAAAGCCAGGAGGGUCCCUCUUCAUCACCACCAUCAGCAAGACCAACCUUUCCUACGCGCUGGCCAUUGUGGCAGCCGAGCAGAUCCUCCGCAUUGUGCCAAGCGGGACACAUGACUGGGAGAAGUUCAUCAGCCCAGUCGACCUGGAGCGCCUGCUAGAGUCUAGUGGCUUCUUUGUGGAGUCUGUCCGUGGCAUGCUGUUGAACCCGGUGACUGGAUCCUGGAGUUGGAUUGAGAGCACUGCCAUCAACUACGCCCUCCAUGCGGUGAAGCAGAGGGAGGAGCCGCAGCCUGACUAUGCCCAGUCAGCCGCCGAGACCGAGGGCCACACGAGCGAGCCUGAAGCCAGAGCUGGAGGGCCACCUGGACCAGGGGCCGGGCACAACUGAGAACUUUCUGCUGCAAAGAGACAGAUAAUUCAGCCACUGCCCACACAGUGCUGGGACAACAGAGAGAAGAAAGCUGAGUGCUGUCAGUACUCUGCUGUCUGUGUGAUGAUGAUGGGGAGAAAGUGCUUGAGAGACUGUUAAGGCAGUGUUAUUUAGGGAGGGAUAAGAUGGAUUGGUGCCAAAUAUUGGUCCCUAUACACUCCAUGGAGUGGAAAUGGCAGAUUUAUGCUGUUGCCUUCAUUUUCCCUUUCAAACCCAUUUCAAAGUGAUACUAGAGGUGCUGUACGACGUUUACUGCACAUUUGGAAGGCCUGCCUCGAUCUCAGCCAGCCUGGCUCAGUGGUGUCCUGUGUUGUGUUUGUAGGCCUAUGGAAAUCGAUCUCCCUGAUAGCCAGAGGCACUAUUACAACCACAGAGGGAUUGCCGUGAUCCGUUUCCGUUUGUUCUCCUUCAGGAGCUAACCAUGCUAACGGGUUAUACCGUGCGAAUUGGCAGUACCCGAGUGCAUAUCUCUCGGCAACAGUAAUACAAUGAGUUUGUCAGGAAACGGAUGAAAAAUACCAUGAAUGAUCCCAGUUUACCGAAGAGAUCUGUACUUAGCUGUGUGGCAAUGUGUUUAAUUUCCAUUUCCAUUUCAAUAAAAGUUAUAUAAAAGGCUA